AUGGAUAUCGUGAUCACACAACAACAUGGCGAGCAUUCAAUGCCUUCACCGCCAGUCUUGCUCAAGGUGCGGUCGGCGGAUUGGUUCAUCACUGCUGUUGUGAUAAUGGCAGUGUUCACUAUCGUUCCAUUUAUACCUACCAUUUUAAAUUCCAGAAUCGGUGUUGCAGAGAAAGAUAUUCAACUAUGGAAUGCCGCCCUUAUUGGAGUCUAUGGAGGAGCAGUCUUUCUUGCUUCACCAAUUUUUGGAUAUUUUGCGGAUCGAAAUGGGUCGAGACGAAUUCCCCUGCUUCUCGGAUUUAUUGCCUUGGCCGGAGCAACUAUCAUGCUACACGUUGGAAAUACCAUAGCACUUUUAAUAACAGCCAGAGUUCUGCAGGGAUUGGCCGCAGCUGCAGUCUACAGUGUAGGCUUUGCACUCCUCUUUGAUACCGUGGGGUUGGGCGGCAUCGGGAAAGCACUUGGCUGGCUAUCGCCUGCAAUGAUUGCAGGUUCGUUUCUUGGUCCGACAAUUGGCGGUCUGUUGUAUGACGCCGGAGGAGAUUCGGCAGUCUUCGGCUUCUCAUAUGGCAUUAUCGCAAUAGAUAUUAUUCUGCGAUUGGUUGUAAUUGAGAAGGACACGGCGAAACAAUGGAAGUUAAAGAGAAGUGAUUCUGGUUAUGGAACCAUAUCACCCUCUCCACCUGGGUCAGCGGGCGGCAUUGAGCCAUCCAAUAACGGGAGACCGACUUCGCCCGCCAAAAGUUCAAUGUUUCGAUUACUGACUAUACCUCGUCUUCUAGUUGCUACAUUUGGAUGGCUCGUUAUCGGUGGAUUCUUGACCGCAUUCGACGGAGUUCUUCCUAUUUUUGUCCAAGGAGUUUUCGGCUGGUCUGCUACAGGAGCAGGUCUAAUUUUCCUGCCUUUGUUCCUGCCGAGCUUAAUAGGAAGUCCUCUCGCGGGUCGAGCAGUGGACUCGAUGAGGAACUCAACUCGCAUACUCACAGCAACGGGCUUUAUAAUUUGCUUGCCAUUCUUCGUGCUUUUACGCUUAGUGGAAGACAACUCGACACAAUCGCUGAUCCUUCUGUGUGUAUUUCUCGCCAUGAUUGGGAUCGGAUCAGGAUUGUGCGGUCCUCCACUUGCGAAGGAAAUAUCACAAGUUGUAGAGUCGGUUGAAUUGGCACAUCCAGGAGUAUUCGGCCCAAAGGGUGCCACUGCUCAAGCAUAUGGAUUGUAUAACUCAGCCUUCGCAUUGGGAAACCUUAUUGGUCCAAUUCUCGCAGGAACUUUGACAACAUUGUAUGGUUGGGCAACAAUGGCCUGGGUCUUUGGUUUGAUCAGUGGGGUGACGGGAAUCAUAAUGGCAUUGUUCCUUGAAGGCUGGGUCGGCUCCUCGAGCUUGACCAACCACAAUAGUGAGGAGGUUGAGCCAUUAAUUUCGGGCGAGUAA
Molecule: messenger RNA, 1431 nt
Organism: Sclerotinia borealis F-4128
Lineage: Eukaryota; Fungi; Ascomycota; Leotiomycetes; Helotiales; Sclerotiniaceae
Source: the annotation of a GenBank genome assembly